Molecule: messenger RNA, 2720 nt
Organism: Saccostrea cuccullata (small rock oyster)
Lineage: Eukaryota; Metazoa; Mollusca; Bivalvia; Ostreida; Ostreidae
Product: FMRFamide receptor-like
Exons: 3
Coding region: 1023-2174 (383 amino acids)
Biological process (GO): G protein-coupled receptor signaling pathway
Cellular component (GO): membrane
Molecular function (GO): G protein-coupled receptor activity
Source: RefSeq, a predicted model, not a curated record
GAAAAAAUUAUGUUCUAAUUAUAUCUUUUUCUGAUGCAUGGAACAUAAGAGCCUAGGUCAGAAAUUUUCUGUGAAGUUCUAUUCAAUUACCCCUCCUUGCUACUAAAUCAUUGCUCUUGGAACAGGAAGGGGUUUGUUGUGGGUAAUAAAAUACGACAAUAGAGUACUUUUGCCAGUCAAUCACAUUUUCUGCUCAGUGACUAUUAUGAGAUGAGCUGCUGUGAUUGACAGUUGAAGUGUGCCCCGUUAAUUCUGUAGAAAGAUGUGAUACGCAGGUCUCCAUAUAAAAUCUCUUCAUUUUAAUAUUGAUCAUGCUGAACUCUCUCUUCAUAAAACAAAAGGCUGCACAAGGGACAGGGGACUGCAUUUCUGUUUCAUUAAACACAAUACCCAGCACUCUCGAUUCUGUAAAUCACUGCUCCAGUAUGAGACAAGCAAUGUCUUGUUGACGGCCGCAAAUUGUUGGAUCAAACUGGACGUUUGGCAUCUCAUUCGAUCUAAUGAUCUAUAUGCCUGUCAACUGAUACAUCAGACGGCUCUUUGGAUCAAGUUUCUGCUACAUAUUAAUGUAUUUAGGUGUUGUCCUAAAGAUUGGCACAGUGGACUCAAGAGCAAUGUUCUGAGCUUCCAUUAGGAAAUUUACUAAAAGUGGAUCCUAUAAUGAAACAAAAAUAAGUUUUCAUCUCUUUUGUAUUUAGUGCUAAUAAAGUUCCAUAUCAGUGUCUUAAAAGAAAAUAGAGAAAAGUCUCCUCGAUAGAGAGUGGACGAAAUCUGGUGAGACUUUAAUCGACGGACAGCUAAAGUAUUUAUAUACUUUCUAUAUGCUGGAUCACCAUUAGGGAAACAAAAUCUAAGGACUUAAGAUUCUACCUUUCGAUUAAACUGGAGAACCAGAAUUAAAGACUGUGCAAUCUUAUGAUAACCAAAGGAAAUAUGUCAACAAAUUAAUUCCAACUUCCAAGAAAAAUUUGAACUAAAUCAAGGAAUAUUUGCAUCUGGUGACUUGACAUUUUCGAUCAGAUAUGACCAACGAGACCUCCUUCUCUGCAGAUUUAAACUGUUCAGUGUUAGAGAUGGGAGAACCAAUGGGAGAACCAAACAGUUCCUUUGUGUCCAUCGUGUCCCCAGAACAGAGAGAGAUCUUACAGACCAUGAACUACUACUGUUAUAGCAUCAUCAUUCCUACCGUGUGCUCAUUUGGAAUUCUGGGAAACAUUCUCAACGUCAUAAUCUUUACAAAGAAGAAGAAUACAGGCAUGCUAGACGAGGUUGAAUAUUGUACCACGAUUUGUUUGGUGUCGCUAGCUGUGUCCGACCUGAUGUUCUGUAUAACAACCAUUCCUGUUGGAUUUCAAACCCUGACACAGACUGUCUACCAUAAAAGUGAAUUCCUGCUGUACUAUUACAUGUACAACUCGGCCAUCAUCAGCAUGUUCAUUUUCAGCAGUACCAUGUUAACGGUUCUUACUGCACUGUUGAGAUACCUCGCCAUCUGUCAUCCAUUCCGCUCCAGACAAUUUAUCUCCAUCAAAAACGUUAGUAUAGGUAUAUCUGUAGUAGCUGUAAUCUCUAUUGCGUUUAACCUGGUGUCGAUGUGGCAUUUUACAACUAAGGAAUGCAUGGAGGAGGGAUACACCACCGUACAGCCAAGCAGCCUUUUUAUGAAGCCCUCUUUUCAGUAUACUCUGAAACUACUUUGGGCCGUUUUUGGAAAUUUCAUUCCUCUGUCGAUUUUACUUUUCUGUAACAUUCAGCUGAUACGCGCCCUCCGACAGAGUCGACAGCUCCACCUGCUUCACAGUCGUGACGACACUUCCUGUUUGUCAGCUCAUCGUCGCAUUAACAUCACCCUGGUUACGAUCAUCAUCUUCUUCUUUAUCCUAGUGGCGCCCUCAGAAAUCACCAAAUUUAUCUCCCUUCUGAAUAACGACAGAGGAUUUAGGUAUGCCAUGGUGUCUUAUAUCACCAAUACUCUACAGUGCAUCAAUUUUUCUGUUAACUUUGUGUUAUAUUAUGUCAUCAUUGCUCCAUUUCGGCAUACCUUACACGAAUUUCUCUGCUCGUUCCCUCGAGCAAUUCGACACAACGAAGAGCGCGAGAGAUCCUCCGCAAACACUGGAAAACAACCCCAGACAGUGAUGCUUCUCUCUUUAAAGGACAAACACCAUAUCUAACGUCAGAUACCGGAAGUCAUUCAAAGACAGUGAUGCUUCUCUCUAUAAAGGACAAACAUCAUAUCUAAUGUCAGACACCGGAAAUCAACCACAGACAGUGAUGCUUCUCUCUAUAAAGGACAAACAUCAUAUCUAAUGUCAGACACUGGAAAACAACCACAGACAGUGGUGCUUCUCUCUAUAAAGGACAAACACCAUAUCUAAUGUCAGAAAAAACAGAUAAAAAAUCCAGUUUACACAGUGUGACGCAAAAGGAAUCGGACCAGACAACUCACCUGACCAUGAAGAAAGCUACCAUGAUGGUUUACUUCUUUGAAAAUUAAUCAGGACUCGGUUAAUGGGGCUAAUUGAUGACUUUUUACCUAGAGACUAACAGAAUUACAUUUCAGUACUUCAUUUCUGACUUUCAAAGUCAGAUACUGCUUAAGUUUUCUGAGACAUGUGUGAACAAUUUCAAAAUAUUUUUUUUUCAUUAAUACUAAAAUUGGCUUGCACCAUUAUCAACUUUUUUGGCUACAAAGAGUUUUAAUGAAAUAUCCUUCAGAA